Molecule: messenger RNA, 831 nt
Organism: Angiostrongylus costaricensis
Lineage: Eukaryota; Metazoa; Nematoda; Chromadorea; Rhabditida; Metastrongylidae
Source: the annotation of a GenBank genome assembly
AUGUGGAGCGACGAGGACGACAGUUUUGAAGAUAGGGAAUUUAUUUGCUCGCCGAAGGCUACCCUUAGAUCGGGUGACGACAAUACAAAUUCAGGAGAAGAAAUCGGACUUAACCGGCUCUCUGUUGAAAAUGGCGAAUGCGCUGCAGCGGAGGAUAUACAUACGAGAUUGCUGAUGGACAGUAAAGAAGCCAAGAAAAAUGAAAAAUGCGCCGAAUUGAUGCUUAAAGUGUCGAGGAAAGUGAUUAGCAAUCGUGUGGAUGAUGCCCGCUUUAGGAGUGGAGAUACGGCAGAAAUCGAAAAGUCAUGGGAGGAAACGCCUCCCCCAUCUCUAAACGGAUCGGAUGAUGACAACACAGAUUCGGGGAAGGAAAUUGGACCUCAUCCGCUCUCUGUUGAAUAUGGCCAAUGCGCUGCACCGGAAGAUUUACGUAUGAGAUUGCUGAUGGAGAUUGAAAAAGCAAAGAACAGGCCAAAACAUGACCAGUGGAUUCCUAAAGUGCCGAGGACAGUGGCUAGCAGUGGAACGGAAUCGCGUAAUUUUAGGUGCGGACAUGCCAUUGUGGCAGAAGUCCGUAAAUCCUGGGAGGAAAGUCCUCAAACGAAGAAAUGUUAUGCAGAGGUUGGACGUCAGCGAUCCACGGUAGAUGCUCACCAGAAAGCUAACAGAGCGAAAGUUAAGACUUCUGGUGAUUCGAAGAAGAGAGUCACAUUUGAACGCGACAAGGAUAUCGGUAGAAGCGAACAGAAAAAGGUGUCACCUAAUGAGAUGGAAAGCCAUUGUGACAAUCUCGACUCUAGUUCUACUCUUGUAUCGGCACGUUUUCUCUGA